Molecule: messenger RNA, 1524 nt
Organism: Raphanus sativus (radish)
Lineage: Eukaryota; Viridiplantae; Streptophyta; Magnoliopsida; Brassicales; Brassicaceae
Exons: 3
Coding region: 1-1524 (507 amino acids)
Molecular function (GO): protein dimerization activity
Source: RefSeq, a predicted model, not a curated record
AUGGCAUCAAAAGGAUUUGGUGAUUGGAAAAAUAUUUUGGAUUGGAUGAGACAUCAUGAAACUAGUCUUGAGCAUAUCAAAUGCAUGAGUCAGUGGAUGGAGCUUGAAUCAAGGCUGCAGAAAAACCAAAUAAUUGAUAAGCAUGUGCAACAAGAACUCAACAAAGAGAGAAACCACUGGAAAGAUGUGAUGGUUAGAAUUUUUUCAUUAGUCAAAACUCUUGCUAAACAGAAUUUAACAUUUCGUGGGAAAAAUGAAAAGUUAAGAGUAGAUGGAAAUGGUAACUUCUUAAGUUUUAUUGACUCCAUGGCUGAAUGGGAUCCAGUAAUGAGAGAGCAUGUCAGAAGUUUUGAAGAUGGAGAAUCUCGUUAUCACUAUCUCAGCAAUAGAAUUCAGAAUGAGUUGAUAGCAAUGAUAGCUGAUGAGAUCAAAGGAAAGAUCAUACAAAAGAUUCAAAGUGCAAAGUAUUAUUCAGUCAUUGUUGAUUGCACCCCAGAUAUUAGUCAUCAUGAACAAAUGACUCUUAUACUUCGAUGUGUGGAUGUUUCAGCAGCUUCACCUAAGAUAGAAGAAUUUUUCCUCACUUUCUUAAUAGUUAAUAAUACAUCUGGAGAAGGGCUUUUUAGUGAGAUUCAGAAUGUGUUGAUUGCUCUUGAUCUAAAUAUUGAUGAUGUGAGGGGACAAGGGUGGAAGAUAUUGGAAGAUAUGGUAGGAGGUUUGACUGUUAAAUCUUUAUCGCAUACACGUUGGGAAAGUCAUGUUGAAUGUGUCAAGGCAAUAAGAUUUCAAGCUCCCAAGAUAAGAGAUGCUUUAGUUUAUAUAGCAGAAACUACGGAUGACCCAAAAACACAAAAAGCUAUGGGGAUUGAAGCUUCAUUCCCAACAAAAAAGAGGCGUGUCAUCAAAAGAAAAAAGUUUUUUGAUAAAGCACCAGAGAUAGUGGAUGAAGCUGUGGAUUUAUCUCCAGAAGAGAGCUUUAGAAUUUCUUAUUUCCUCCAAGUUAUGGAUCAAGCUCUUUAUUCUCUUGAGACAAGAUUUGAGCAAUUUCACAAGUAUGAGCAAACCUUUGGUUUUCUGUUUGAUCUGGAAAAACUGAAGUCUGCAAGUGACGAGAGUUUGAAGGCAUAUUGUGUCAAUCUUGAAGCCUCUUUAAAGCAUGGAAACCAUUAUGAUGUUAUUGGGGAUGAUCUGUUUUUUGAACUAUCUGUUCUAAGAGAUGCUUUGCCACAGCACUACAAGAGACCUAUUGAAGUUUUAAACUUUCUGAAAGAAACAGAAGAGUGUUAUCCAAACUCAUGGAUUGGUUAUCAAAUACUAUUGACGGUUCCGGUUUCAGUCGCCUCUGCAGAAAGAAGCUUUUCCAAGUUAAAGAUAAUAAAAUCUUACCUGCGAUCAACCAUGUCACAAGAAAGACUGAAUGGUUUAGCAAUAAUAUCUAUAGAAAGAGAACUAGUUAGGAAUCUAGAUUAUGAGAAUUUGGUGAAAGAGUUUGUUGAAAAGGAGGGGAGAAAGAUUAUGUCGUAG